Ornithorhynchus anatinus (platypus) is the source of this 2989-nucleotide messenger RNA. It is a transcript of the gene EPN3, whose product is annotated as epsin 3. Gene Ontology annotation, molecular function: clathrin binding; phospholipid binding. NCBI's taxonomy places the organism in Eukaryota, Metazoa, Chordata, Mammalia, Monotremata, Ornithorhynchidae. Gene Ontology annotation, cellular component: plasma membrane; endosome; clathrin vesicle coat. Gene Ontology annotation, biological process: endocytosis. Bases 557 to 2371 code for a protein of 604 amino acids. The transcript has 8 exons. The record is from RefSeq and is a predicted model, not a curated record.
CUAACUUCUGAGGAGAAGGAGGCAGCAACUGGUGACAGGUUGGCAGCAGCUGGUGACAGGCUGGCGGCGGUGUGGAGCACGAGGGGUCGUGGUGGUGGGAAAGAGGUUGCGGGGAGCGAAAAGAACUGGCCGGGCUGCCAUCGGCUGUGCCCUCCUGGAAUUUUAGACCUCCCAUUUGUUGGUGGGGGGAGGGAGAAGAAAUCUGAGGAUUAGGGGGAGUUGAGGCCAGGGUUGGUCAGCCUGAUGGCUAGCAUGGCCGAUUGAGGAUGCUUUCUGCCCCCCUGGGGCACAGACCACCCACCUUGAGGCAGCCCCAGGCCUGGUGCUAUGGGAGGGUGGUGGGCUGGACCCCAACUGGCUGGUCGGGGUCAUCAGAGGGUGGGAAUCAAGCCUUGGAUCCACUCUCUCCCGCAGACCCGCCUGGAGGGCGGGGUGGUCCGGGCCCUGCCCUCAUAAAGCUGGGCCCCUCUGCUUCUUCCAGAGCCCAGCCCGGGUCCCCUUUCACCCUCAGCCCGGGACUCCUGAAACCGACGGAUUUUCAUCUCUCUCGGGGGUCAUGACGACCACCUCGGCGCUGCGGCGCCAGGUGAAGAAUCUUGUGCACAAUUACUCGGAGGCGGAGAUCAAGGUGCGGGAGGCCACCAGCAAUGACCCCUGGGGUCCACCCAGCUCUCUCAUGUCCGAAAUUGCCGAUUUGACUUUUAACACGGUGGCCUUCGCCGAGGUCAUGGGCAUGAUCUGGCGCCGGCUGAACGACAGCGGAAAGAACUGGCGGCACGUGUACAAGGCCCUGACGCUGCUGGACUACCUCCUCAAGACGGGCUCGGACAAGGUGGCCCACCAGUGCCGCGAGAACCUGUUCACCAUCCAGACGCUCAAGGACUUCCAGUACGUGGACCGUGACGGCAAAGACCAGGGCGUCAAUGUGCGCGAGAAGGUCAGGCAGGUGGUGGGGCUCCUCAAGGACGAGGAGCGGCUGAAGCGAGAGCGGACCCACGCCCUCAAGACCAAGGAGCGCCUGGCCCUGGAGGGAGCCGCCAUCGGCAGCGCUCAGCUGGGCACUGGCCGCCGGCCCUCCCGUUACGGGGAUGAGUUCGGCAGGGUCCGGGGGUCCCCGUCCUCCUACAACUCCACAUCCUCGUCCCCGCGCUUGACCUCUGACCUGGAGCAAGCCAGACCGCAGACUACCGGAGAGGAGGAGCUGCAGCUGCAGUUGGCCCUGGCCAUGAGCAGGGAGGAGGCCGAGAAGGAAGUGAGGGCCUGGCAAGAUGAGGACUCCCCUUUCCCAAAUGGUGCCGGCCGGGGACGCCGGGACCAGGAGGAGGAGGAGGAGGAGGAAGAGCUGAAGAUCAACCAGUCCUCCGUCUUGGACCUGGUGGACAUCUUUGGUCCAGCGCCAGCCCCGCCCUCCACACACACCUCGGCUGACCCCUGGGACAUCCCAGGUUUCAAGGCCACCGUGGAGCCCAGUGGCUCUUCCUGGGGCCCAACAACUGAUCCCUGGGCUCCAGCUUCGGCCAGGGACCCCCCGAACCACACGGCCCUGUCCGGCAGCCAGACCUCAGGGGAGCCUUGGGGCCUGGCCCCUGCCCUCUCCUCCUCGGAGCCCUGGAGCCGUCCCUGCGUCCCGUCCUCAGACCUCUGCUCUGCAGACCCUUGGGCCAAAGCCUCCCCUCUGCACAAGCCCUCAGGUACAAGAGCUGAUGUCUGGGGUCCCGCGGUGGACACCUCCUCCCCACCUGGUGGCUCUGACUUCGACUUAUUCACCAAACUCCCAGACCCGACGGAGCCCGGGGAGAGGCCGGAAAGUGCGGGGCGGCCUAAUAGUCCUGGGGACCCGGACCUGUUCGGGGACCUCGUGCCGGGUCCCAAGCAGAAUGGCCGGGAGGAGCCCGGGCCCUUCGACGUCACGGGUCUGGCCAGCGCCCUGGCCCAGCCGGGCAGCGGCCCCCGAUCGGGCCGGACUCCGGAGUCUUUCCUGGGCUCCUCGGCUUCCUCCCUGGUCAACCUGGACUCGCUGGUGGUGGCUCUGCAAGCCCCGAAGGCCCGAAACCCGUUUCUGCCAGGCCCCACCACGCCGGCUCCCACCAACCCUUUCAGCCUGGGCGAGCCGGGCAGGCCCACCCUGAACCAACUGCGGACGGGGUCCCCCGGCCCCAGCCUGGCCCCCGGGGACCCCGCCGGCUCCAUGACCUACAGCGCCUCGCUCCCUCUCCCGCUCAGCAGCGUCCCUCUCCAGGGCGCCCUCCCGGCUUCCACGGGCGUCUUCCCUUCUCUGGUCCAGGCCUUGCCCCAGCCCCUGCUCCCCGCCGCCGGACCCGGGGCCCCACCUCCCCCGGCGCCCCAGACAGGCCCGAACCCUUUCCUCUGAGAGCCCCUCUCCCCACGGGGUCGCCCACCCCUCCGGCUUGAGGGCAUCUUGUCUGUCGCCCUUCACCACCUUCUCCGCGCUGCCGCUGGCCCUCCCCCGGGCAGCGGGCCCUCUACCGGGGCAGCCACUGCCCUCCGGGCCCACCGUGGGGUUCGGGGAAGGAAGGGGACUCCUGCCCGCGGGCCGAAUCCCGGCUAGCUCAACCGCAGGCGAGGGAGCGGCGGCCGCGGCCUGGCGCCGGGAGCCGCCCGGGCAGCCCAGCUCGGGCUCCCUCCGGGCCAGAGGAGAGCCAAGGCCGCGCCACCCGCAAGGAGAAGGUUCGAACCCCGUGGCCCCCCGCCCCGGGGCUCAGCCUGCUCCAGCUCACUGGACACCGCGCCCGCCCCCUCCUCCGCAGGGGUCGGGCGUCCUCUCGGGGCCACCGGAGGCCCCCCGGCUGCCUGGGAGCUGACCGGAAUCCCUCCUGGCUGCAACCUCUAGGCCCUCGGUCGCCCGGCUGGGUACCGCGGGUGAGGCCUCCCGCUGGGGAAGGCGGUUCCGGCGGCGGGGGCGCCCACAGAGGACCCCGAAGACGAAACUGACCGAUGGGUCUAUAAUAAACAGUGCUCCGCGAGGACA